CUCUUUAGUAAUAAGUAAUCUAUGAUCAUGUGACUUGCGAGCAUUAGCGGAAGUGUUUUGCCAGAUGCAGCAGGUGACUCGAUGAAAAAAAAAACAGAAGUGAUAAGCUAGUUUCAGAAUAGUUUUAAUGUCUUAAUUUACCGACACGCUGUAGAGAGUUCAGCACGGGAACUCGUCCCCUCUCAUCCGUUCGUCCCCGAGUGGCUGUCUGUGACCCGCGUAUCGACACCCUCUGGAUCCUCCUCCCGCCAUGGCGAUCUUGUUUGCUGUGGUAGCCCGUGGUACCACGAUUCUUGCCAAGCAUGCCUGGUGUGGGGGGAACUUCCUGGAGGUCACAGAGCAGAUCUUAGCCAAAAUACCCUCAGAAAACAACAAGCUGACGUACUCCCAUGGCAGCUAUCUCUUCCACUACAUAUGUCAAGACAGGAUCAUAUACCUGUGCAUCACUGAUGAUGACUUCGAGCGGUCACGGGCAUUCAGCUUUCUCAGCGAGGUGAAGAGGAGGUUCCAGACCACGUAUGGGUCCCGCGCACAAACGGCGCUGCCCUAUGCCAUGAACAGCGAGUUCUCGAGCACACUGUCAGCACAAAUGAAGCACCACUCGGACUCGAGGGGCUCAGACCGCGUGACGGAGACGCAGAUGCAAGUCGACGAGUUAAAGGGCAUCAUGGUCCGCAACAUCGACCUGGUGGCCCAGAGAGGGGAGAAACUGGAGCUGCUGAUAGACAAGACUGAGAGCCUGGUCGAUUCUUCUGUCACCUUCAAAACCACCAGCCGCAAUCUGGCGCGUGCCAUGUGUAUGAAGAACCUGAAGCUGACAAUCAUCAUUGUGGUGGUGUCCAUUGUCAUCCUCUACAUCAUCGUGUCCGCAGCCUGCGGAGGCCUGAGCUGGCCCAGCUGCGUGAAGAACUGAGAGAGAGCCACACCGCACCCCCACCUGCUCCACAAUCUCAUCUGACCAGAUCCGGUCUGCUUGGGGGGACCCUAACCACUUACGAGACCACGCCCCGCGUCAACUGAACCCAACCUCACCUUUCUUCGCCCCUCCGCCUUCUGUCCUCCAUUACGGCUCCGCUCCUCUGAGGGAGACGAGGCACGGCCGCUCUCGCCUCACCGUCAGGACGCGCCCGAGCGUGGAGACGCGGCAGCCCAAAUGAGCAUCGCCUGGCAUCGCCCGCCACAUUCGGACACAAGGCUGACGGUUCAUCGCUGUACAGGUUGUGAUUAAUUGGCAUUUACUCAUGGAAUGAUUGUUCUGUUUAGGCAAACGGGCAGUUCUGUGACGGUUAUAGAUUUCAUUAUUACUCUUGUGGUCUGGCUUUGCUGAGACUAGAAUGAAGACCCAAAGGUGAUGGUGCCAAAAGACCGAGGUAAAGCGCUCUCGAGGGAAUGUUGCCAGACGCUUUGGCGUACUGAUUUUAUCUCCAGUCUAAGCAAUGUCAUUAAGUAAAAACAAUGUCAUUAACUGGUCCCUGCAUGUGUUAUUUACUGUCAUUGUUAUGUAUGCAGUGUAGUUCCUACAUGGUUAAUUUCCGUGGAGAUGGUUAUAGAUGCUAAGACCGCUUUGAUACAUGCAGUAUGUGAUGUUCAUACAGUAUUUGGAACUUACCAGCCCUGGCUAAUGUCUCCCAUAAUAUCUUGUUCGAAUUCCUUUAUAGAGCAACGAUUUCUUGGUUUAGGCAACCCUCUAAAUCACAAAGGUAGGUAAACUCCAAAGCUGACAACAUCUACGUUUGUGUACUUGGGUUGGUUUACAUGGGAUCCACGCUUGUAAUCAUUACGCAUGUUGAGUAAACGACAGGUUUGCUGCGUUUGACAGGCAUGACCAAUAGAUUUGCUGAAUGAUUGACAGAUAUGCGGAGCGAGUGCGUUGUCUGCCGUGUUAAACUAGAGCACUCUGUCCGUCAGCCAUUUUCUGUAGGUUCUGCUUUUGAGGAGCAUGACUGGAGCGAAAUCCAAUUGCCACAUUGCUCUGUGUCAGUGAAUGAAUUCUGUGAAUACAGAUUAGUGAAGCGGAUGAGGUCAUGAACCUGGUGACCCGACGGGACUCCCCGAGCCAAUAUCUAGCCUAAAUGACUUUGUACAGAGCAGGAGAACUCUCAGAUAAUUAAUAUAUUAAUAUUCCAUUAUCUUCCACUAUGUCACCAUUUAUAUUUUCACAUUUGUUCUGAUCACCAUGUUGCUGUAACUUGUAUUUUGAAUUUGUUUGCUAAUUUUGUACCUGGGGUGGCACCUAAUAGAAGUUAAGAGAUGGUGGGUCAAGUCCUACCAAGUCUCUCACAUUCUGAGGGGAAAAAAACUAUCAUUCCUUCAAUAUACAUGCCUAGAGGGCAAGAUGAAACUCCAGCUUGAUUGACAAGAGCAUUUCUGUGUUUCUUGUGGUUUUUACAUUGCCAGCUAAUAACCAUUAUAUUGAGCAUGUCUGUAUGUUGAGUCCUCCCUUUUCAAUAAGUAUCUCUAGGUACUGAUACAUGUUGAUCAGUAGACCUGGCCUUGCCCAGUGCCUGUAAUUGUCCCAACCCUGAAAGGGUAAGCAAGGACAGGACUGUUCCGGAAUGUUCCAGGCAGAUUACACGUGCGCAUCUGAAAACAUUGCUGGGAUCCAAGGGUGGCUCACUCAUUGCAUCAGACCGGUAUUCUCUGAGGCCACUAAAUAAAAUGUGGUCCAGAUUGCCCCGGUGUGCAGUAGACGCAAAAUAGUGUCUGAUUUGUGGAAUGUUCAUUCCAUAAUUUGUCUGGGUCACUGGAUCCAGGUGUACAUUUGUUUGUAAGUGUAAAGCACUUUUAACCACCAUUUUUUUUCUUCCUGCCAUCAUCAGUUGAUUUUGUUAUUUAAUGAUUAUUUUAAAUGCAUAGUAAAAUAAAGUUGUCAAUGUUG
Molecule: messenger RNA, 2878 nt
Organism: Conger conger (European conger)
Lineage: Eukaryota; Metazoa; Chordata; Actinopteri; Anguilliformes; Congridae
Product: vesicle-associated membrane protein 7
Exons: 8
Coding region: 251-913 (220 amino acids)
Biological process (GO): exocytosis; vesicle fusion
Cellular component (GO): SNARE complex; membrane
Molecular function (GO): SNAP receptor activity; SNARE binding
Source: RefSeq, a predicted model, not a curated record